Messenger RNA from Colletotrichum spaethianum, 1269 nucleotides. Its product is annotated as alkaline protease 1. Gene Ontology annotation, biological process: proteolysis. Lineage: Eukaryota; Fungi; Ascomycota; Sordariomycetes; Glomerellales; Glomerellaceae. Gene Ontology annotation, molecular function: serine-type endopeptidase activity. The coding region runs from base 1 to 1269 and encodes 422 amino acids. The record is from RefSeq and is a predicted model, not a curated record. The transcript is spliced from 3 exons.
AUGGUUCGCGCCACCGCCCUUCUCGCAGCCAUGCUGCCCGCUGCUCUCGCCGUCCCCUUCGGCCUGAAGAGCGCCGCCAUCAACCAGACGGACUCCUUCAUGGGCAUCCCCAUCUCCAACCUGAACGCCCUGGACCUGAUCCCCAACAAGUACAUCGUUGUUUACAACAGCUCCUUUGACGACGACGCCAUCACCUCCAAGAUGUCCUCCUUCGCCGCCGCCAUCAAGAAGCGCAACAUCGGCAAGCGCUCCCUCGACGGCCGCGCCCUGAGCACCUCGACCCGCAACUUCAAGAUGAACAGCUGGCGCGCUACCGUCAUGGAGGCCGACGACUCCAUGAUCAUGAACGUUAUGAGCGCCGAGGAGGUCGCCUACGUCGAGCAGGACGCCAAGGUCAAGAUCUCAGCCACCGUCUCCCAGACCAACGCGCCCCCCGGCCUGGUCCGCAUGUCUCACGCCGCUGCUGGCGAGACUGGCUACGUCUUUGAUCAGACUGGCGGCGAUGGCAUCACCGCCUACAUUGUCGACACCGGCAUCCUCACUACCCACUCUGAGUUCCAGGGCCGCGCGACCUUUGGCGCCAACUUCAUCAACACCGUGGACACUGACGAGAACGGUCACGGCUCUCACGUUGCCGGAACCAUUGGUGGUCAGACUUUUGGUGUUGCCAAGAACGUUAACCUCGUUGCUGUCAAGGUCCUCGACGGCGACGGUGCCGGUUCCAACUCUGGUGUUCUCGAUGGCAUGCAGUUCGUCAUUGACGACGUCAAGGCCAAGAACCUCACUGGCAAGGCAGUUAUGAACAUGUCACUCGGUGGCUCAGCCUCCGCCGCCGUCAACCGCGCCGUCCAGGCCCUGAACAACGCCGGCAUCGUCCCCGUCGUCGCCGCCGGUAACGAGAACCAGGAUGCCGCCAACACCUCGCCCGCGUCCGCCCCCAACGCCAUCACUGUUGGAGCCAUCGACGCCCGCAACGACCGCAAGGCCUCCUUCUCCAACUUCGGCGCCGCCGUUGACAUCUUCGCCCCCGGUGUCAACAUCCUGUCCGUCGGCAUCACCAGCGACACCGCCACCAACACCCUCUCCGGCACCUCCAUGGCCUCUCCCCACGUCGCCGGCCUCGCCGCCUACCUGAUGAGCCUGGAGAACCUCAACACCGUCAAGUCCCUUACCGACCGCAUGCUGGCCCUUGCCGAGGCCUCCGGCGCCUCAGUCCAGCGCAACACCGCCGGCACGACCAACCUGAUCGCCAACAACGGCCAGCUCUAG